UCAUCUCCUAGCUCUGUAUCUUCCCUCGUGCUCUUUCUUCGGCCCAGCACCGUGGCCGUGUUGGCUCCGCGCCCGUCACUCACCAUCUUCUCCCAUUGUAUAUUCAAUGAGAGACUCCGAGUCUCAGCACCCCGCUCACUAUGCGUAGAAUCAAGGUGUCCCGCGGCGUGCCCUACCAGCAGCCCAUGUCGCGGCAACACAAGCGCUUCCUGCUCUACGCACUGCUUUCGGCUCUCUUGUUUGGCGCGUGCUACAGGUUCUUCGGCGAGCCCACCGACCCGCUCGCCGUGCCUUUUAAGGACCACGAGGAGUAUAUGCGCCAAGGGCUCAGCCUGGCCGGCCUCAAAUCCAAGCAGUCGUACGAUUGGACAAAGGCCCCCUUUGCCAACCCAAUCACUUCGUACAUUCCGCUGCCCACGAGCAAACCCCGCCAGCUUCCCCGUGUGCAGGCUACGCACUUUCCCGAGUCGGCUUCACAGCGGAGCCAGAGAGAGGCGCGGAGGGUUGCUGUGCGCAACACGUUCAAGCGCAGCUGGGACAGUUACCGGACGUAUGCGUGGGCAAAAGAUGAGCUCAAGCCUGUGUCGGCGGCGGGCGAGGAGUCGUUUGGCGGCUGGGGCGCUACCUUGGUCGAUUCGCUCGACACGCUGUGGAUCAUGGGCUUUCGCGACGAGUUCGACGAAGCGGUCGAGGCGGUCGCAUCAAUCGAUUUCGGCAGGACAAAUCUCAGCAGUGUCAGCGUCUUUGAAACAACAAUUAGAUACCUGGGGGGACUGUUGAGCGCAUACGAUAUGAGCGCCAAGCCAAUCUUGCUGGAAAAGGCAGUGCAGCUGGGUGAAAUGCUCUAUCGUGCGUUCGACACGACAAACAACACGCCGCUGGGCUGGAUGGAUGUGGAAAAGGCAAAGACGCCGGGCAGAGAUGCCUUUUAUGCCGAGACCAAUAUAUGCUUUGCCUGCCUCGGCUCGCUGACCAUGGAGUUUACGCGCCUUGCGCAGAUCACGUCGGAGCCAAAGUACUACGAUGCCGUAGCCAGAGUCAGUCUGCUCAUGGACCGUGGUCAAGAGACGACAAGGCUGCCUGGUCUUUGGCCGACCAUGGUCAAUGCCGCGAAAGAGGAGUUUGAUCAGUCCAGCUCCUUUUCCAUCGGUGCGCUGGCCGAUAGCACGUACGAGUAUCUUCCCAAGAUGCAUGCGCUGCUCGGCGGCGUGGAGCCAAUCUACGAGAAAAUGUACCGCCUCUCGGCAAAGAAGAUUGACGAGCACAUGCUUUUCCGGCCCAUGGUGCCUGACGCGGCACACGGCGAGAACCUGUUGCUGUGCGGCGAGGUCUCUGCUUACGCCGGAGACAUCAAUCUCACCCCGACUAUGCAGCAUCUCACAUGCUUCAUCGGCGGUAUGUUUGGUCUGGCCGGCCGCCUCUUCUCCAACCCAAGCGACGUGGACCUGGGCGCAAAACUCACCAAAGGAUGUGUAUACGCGUAUGCAGCUACCCCGACUGGCAUCAUGCCCGAAACCUUCGACAUGGUGCCCUGCGAGUCGCGCACAUCAUGUCCCUGGAACCAGACUACAUGGGAAGAAGGCGUCAUGAACCACUACGCAAGCAAGUACGUCGGCGAUGUGGAUAUCGCCAUCAAAAAAUACCACAUCCCGCUCGGCAUCACAAACGUCCGCGACAAGCGCUACCUGCUCCGCCCCGAAGCCAUUGAAUCCGUCUUCAUCAUGUACCGCAUCACCGGCGACCGCCAGUAUCUGACCGACGCCUGGAACAUGUUCAACAGCAUCGUCGCCGCAACGCAAACGCGCUUUGCAAACGGCCAGGUCCGCGACGUCACUUUUUCAGCACAAGACUCUACCUCGUCCUCUUCCUCUUCCUCCCGCCGCGCCAAACAACAAGAAGAAGACGACUACUAUGGCGUUGCCAGCACCCCGUAUACCCGCAACAACAAUAUAGAGGAUAAAAUGGAAUCUUUCUGGACCGCGGAGACACUCAAGUAUUUUUACCUCGUCUUUAGUACCCCCGAUAUGAUUAGUCUGGAUGACUGGGUGUUUAAUACUGAGGCUCAUCCUUUUAGGAGGCCGGGAGCGGGGUAGCGGCUGCGUAUUGCGUGUUGCAAUUAGGAGUGGUGUGGUGUGGUGUGCGAGAUGGGGUACUUAGCGUGGUACUGGACGUGAUACUGGACAUGAUACUGGACGUGAGGAACCCCUAGGUUUUUU
Molecule: messenger RNA, 2216 nt
Organism: Exserohilum turcica Et28A
Lineage: Eukaryota; Fungi; Ascomycota; Dothideomycetes; Pleosporales; Pleosporaceae
Product: glycoside hydrolase family 47 protein
Exons: 1
Coding region: 141-2093 (650 amino acids)
Biological process (GO): N-glycan processing; carbohydrate metabolic process
Cellular component (GO): Golgi membrane; endoplasmic reticulum
Molecular function (GO): mannosyl-oligosaccharide 1,2-alpha-mannosidase activity; calcium ion binding
Source: RefSeq, a predicted model, not a curated record